AGCAAACGCGUCUCAAACCCAUGGCGCUGUCAGCGGUAGCGUCUGUGCGAGCUGCGCCUUCGGCUCACAGGCCACACGCAUCGCUUCGACCGUCAACUCCUAGCAGAAAGUCGUCCUCGCAUGGCCAAACCAUUUCAGGCAUGGCGUUUUUGAGUGGCCUAUUUGCUUUCGGACGGCGGUCCCGGCCCAGUUCCACUCAAGUGCGUGCCAAGGGUGGAUGGCCUCAAAGCUUUGUCUCUGCGGAUGCUGCGCAGACCUUGCGCGAGGUUCGCUGGCCAGAGGAGUGGCCUUACACCGAGGUGGACUUUUCUAGGCAAGACGAGAGCACUGAUGCCGGUUUUUAUUCGCAGCCACGCAUUUGCACCCAUGUGGAUGACCAUUUCAUUGCCACCUUGACCAAACACUACGCUGAGGUGUUCCCAACCUAUCCCAAUGCGAGGAUUUUGGAUAUUUGUUCAAGCUGGAUCAGCCACUAUCCAACUGAAAAGACCUGGUCUCAUGUCUCGAUUACUGGCAUGAACGAAUAUGAGUUGCAGCAGAACAAACAGGCGGACGACUAUUCCGUCCGGGACCUGAAUGAGAAUGAUCCCAAGUUGCCUUACGAUGAUGCGUCAUUUGACAUCGUCACCUGUACGGUGUCCUUUGACUAUUUGUGCAAGCCUUUGGAGGUGAUGAAAGAGGUUGGCCGUGUGCUGAAACCUGGUGGUAUGGUGAUCCUUUCCACCAGCAAUCGAUGCUUUCCAACGAAGGCUGUGAACAUUUGGUUGCAAACUGGAGACCUAGAGCAUGUUUUGAUUUAUGGCAGCUAUAUGCAUUAUGCGGGUGCUUUUGAAGCCCCUGAAGCGUUGGACUUGUCUGGGCCAUUGUCGCGAAUGGGAUUUCAAGAUCCCGUCUAUGUCAUCCAAGCUAAGAAGUCAGGGUGAUGCAGAGCCCUUGUUCAAAGAAACAAUUGGAGCUGCAAUUUUCCUAUGGCUCCAGAGGACCUUUGUGCUCCCUCAACACGCGUUGUGCGAUGCCGGAACCAUGGCAUCGUUGAAACCAAACCUGAUCAGAGUCCGGCGAUUCAAAAUCUGCUCUAGCUGCC
Messenger RNA from Cladocopium goreaui, 1084 nucleotides. NCBI's taxonomy places the organism in Eukaryota, Dinophyceae, Suessiales, Symbiodiniaceae. The record is from the annotation of a GenBank genome assembly.